AUGACGUUUUACGACUUGAAUGUUCCGUAUAACGAGCCCAACGAACCGGGAAUCACUAAUACCCUACGGUUUCUAUCCGAAUUGGGAUACACUACUGUUGCCCUUUCACAAUCAUUAACAGGCAAAUUGCCGGCUGUCGUAUCUCCGCUACCUCUACCAACCAACGUCCCUCCAUCUAUCACCCUCCUAACUCGACUAAAUAUCACACUCUCCGAUUCCACACAAAACCAGCGUUUAGCGGCACUAGCACAAUCAUACUCGCUUAUUGCUAUACGCCCUGUGAAUGAGAAGACACUUUCGCAAGCUUGCAACAGCCUUGAUUGUGAUAUAAUAUCCCUCGACCUCUCUACACGCCUAUCGUAUCAUUUUAAAUUCAAAACUCUCUCCGCAGCAAUCUCAAGAGGAGUCCGAUUAGAAAUAUGUUACGGACCCGGAGUGACGGGUAGCGGGCUGGAAUCCAGGAGGAAUUUAAUAGGAAAUGCGGCCGCGUUGAUCCGCGCUGCGCGGGGGAGAGGGAUAAUCAUAUCCAGUGAAGCUAAACAGGCUCUUGGUAUACGGGCACCAUGGGACAUAGUGAACCUCGCAUGUGUAUGGGGGAUGAAAUCUGAGAGGGCGAAGGAGGCGGUGAGUGAGGAGGCCAGGAAGGUUGUGGAUAUGGCGCGGGUGAAGAGGACAAGCUUCCGGGGGACAGUUGAUGUCAUAUACGGAGGGGAAGAGGACGAAGGUGUUGCAAAGAAGGCUGAUCAGGAGUACGCCUCCAGACGAACCACAGUUAUCCAAACGGGAGAUAAGACGGCGGGCAAAAAAGGCCAAACUAUUGAGUGCGGACACUUCUGGCGCGGCCUCUCCAGCUACAUGAUCACCAUCCCACCUGUGUUUCAACUGUACGAAUAUAUUAUAGUCACUAUACCAGGGGCUGGCUAG
This is a messenger RNA of Microsporum canis CBS 113480, 924 nucleotides long. RefSeq names its product ribonuclease P protein subunit p30. Bases 1 to 924 code for a protein of 307 amino acids. Gene Ontology annotation, cellular component: nucleolar ribonuclease P complex. The record is from RefSeq and is a predicted model, not a curated record. The transcript is spliced from 3 exons. Gene Ontology annotation, molecular function: RNA binding. Gene Ontology annotation, biological process: tRNA processing. NCBI's taxonomy places the organism in Eukaryota, Fungi, Ascomycota, Eurotiomycetes, Onygenales, Arthrodermataceae.